Messenger RNA from Wallemia mellicola CBS 633.66, 1457 nucleotides. RefSeq lists its product as hypothetical. NCBI's taxonomy places the organism in Eukaryota, Fungi, Basidiomycota, Wallemiomycetes, Wallemiales, Wallemiaceae. Gene Ontology annotation, molecular function: cyclin-dependent protein serine/threonine kinase regulator activity; protein kinase binding. The record is from RefSeq and is a predicted model, not a curated record. The coding region runs from base 222 to 1430 and encodes 402 amino acids. Gene Ontology annotation, biological process: regulation of cyclin-dependent protein serine/threonine kinase activity. Gene Ontology annotation, cellular component: cyclin-dependent protein kinase holoenzyme complex; nucleus. The transcript is spliced from 2 exons.
AUUAAAUUGAAUUGAAAACUGUUUCUCUCAGAGUAGCGGUCAAGACACCCCAUCUAGUAUUCGAUAAUAAUAAAGCAAGACGCCGGUCGUCAAUUAAUCGAACUAAAACAAAGAAAUACAAUAGCUCUGGUUAGCGAGAAACUCUGGUAGUUACAAAGACAAAAAAAGAAAAGUACAUUCCUUUUAUAAGCGAAGAAAUCGAAUACAAGAAAUACUAAGCAAUGCCUGCAUUAAGAACUGCUACUUCAACGCCUUCAUUCGGUGUAACGAGGAGACACCCAGCAUCAUUGAUGCCUGUAACAAGUCACGCUCCUGCACUUGUUGAUCUCAUGCGCUCACCAAUCUCGGAGAGAAUGGUUGACGCAUUGGCUCAAAAAGUUUCAGAAAUCAUUCCAGUCAGACCAGACAGCAACGCGACUAAUAGCCCAGACUACACUCACAACAAUGGCUACCCAAGUCCACCUCCAAGUCCAGUCAAACCACGUUUGGCACGCGUUGGUCAUGUUGCUGCAGAAAUGUCACGUGGUCCACCACCACUUAAACAAUUUAUCAAGACUGUAUUGAUAGAAUCUGGAUGUCAAGUUGCAACAGUACUUUGCACACUCGUUCUCCUUGACAGGCUGGGAAAGAAGCUCCCUCCAGCUGCUAAAGGAAUGCCAUGCACCCGUCACAGAGUAUUCUUUGCCGCUAUGAUAAUUACUGCAAAGUCACUCAAUGAUUGUUGUCCAAAGAAUCGCCACUGGAGAAAAUACGCAUGGUCAUCAAUUCGUUUUGCACUUGAAGAGAUUCACUUAAUGGAAAUUCAAUUACUCGAUCUCUUAGAGUUUAACAUCGGAUUUAAUGAAGCUGAGCUCAUUAGACAUUCAAAGCAAUUCAUGAGAAUGCCAUUGUCGAAUCAAAAUACUUCACCACCACAGUUCAAGCCAACACCAUCUGCUAAAGCACCUACACCACUUAAACCAGCACUUAAAACUGCCAAGAGUAUGCCAGCAGUUCGUCAAGUUCAACAGCCAUUGAUGUCUAGGAAUACCGGAAUGCCUGGUGCAUUCUCACCUAGUGCACUCGAUCAAGCGCUGAGAGCACAACUUCCUAGUGAUAUGACAAGUAAAAGAGUUAGUAAAGAUAUGUCGGUAUCUUCAAGCUCAGAUGGUGGAGGUAGUUUACCUGCAACGCCAUCAGAUGUCACUGGUUUAAACAAACCUACAUUGGCUUUAGCUAUGGCUUUGGAGAAUAGAAAAGGUGCCGUCGACGACGAUGAAGAAUUGCCUGAAAGUCUAACAAUGUUACCCGCUCACCUCACAGCACCAGCGAAAUCAAUGCAUGCUCCUGGUAUUGCUGGUUUGAUCUCACGUAUAAUGAAACAUCCAGCUGGUAACUCACACUCUCACAAUAAUCACAGGCGGAAUCAAGAUUCUGUUCCACUUAUCUAAAUUAUUUAAUUCUUAUUGUAACAUCAC